Messenger RNA from Kwoniella mangroviensis CBS 8507, 1185 nucleotides. RefSeq lists its product as uncharacterized. Bases 1 to 1185 code for a protein of 394 amino acids. The transcript is spliced from 5 exons. Lineage: Eukaryota; Fungi; Basidiomycota; Tremellomycetes; Tremellales; Cryptococcaceae. The record is from RefSeq and is a predicted model, not a curated record.
AUGACAACAGAGAUACCAAGAACCAGUUUGGACAACUAUACUAUACGAUUAGCCAACGAUGAUCAAAAAGUACAACAUGCCAAGGCGGGCUACGAUCACUGGAAGAAGGAUAGUACUUUUCAGCAAUACUGGGAUAUAUACACGAGAGAGAGGAACGAAUCGCCUUGGGGGGUAAAAGGUAAACUCCUGACAUGGGUUCUGGUCCGAAAAGAUGACCCAGAAGGAGAGAUCUAUGCAGGAUGUGAAACUUAUUCACGAAAGGGAUUCAUAAAGCCUAAAGCAUCCGAAAUCGUAGAAGAUACUCAUCUAUACGGUAUCGCAUCGGUGGUCACACCAAGACAACAUCUCCGUAAUGGCUACGCUACUCGACUUUUGUCUUUACUUCAUUAUGAACUAUCCUCCCUUCCAUCCCCUUACUCUUCCACUCCUUCAGACACAAAACUACCUAAAGCCGUCGGCUCAAUCCUAUGGUCCGACGUAGGUUCAACAUUCUAUUCCCGAUGUAGCUCGUCAAGCGAAAGGAAAGGAUGGGCAGUUCGUGAUUCGCAGAACACCCAAUUGAUCUGGAAGAUCUUACCUCCAACUCAAACGGAAUUACCAAAAGGGUGGGAAUGGAUCUACCUCCCCGAUUUACCAGGUAUCAAAAGCAAAUUGUCCAAAUCGGUCAAACAGAAUUUGGAAAAGAUGGAUACGUCAAGUAGAUCGUUAUUCAUACAUGAUCCAAUUUCGGAAGGGACAUUGGAGUUCGUACCUACCAAAGGAACUUGGCAAAGAUCAUUGAUAAGCGAUCCGGAACCAAUAGGAAUCAAAUUCAGUCCUGUAAAUGUCCCAGAAGGGAAGAGGGAAGACACGAUCGUUAUAUUCUCACCCAAGACUAUCAACAUAGGUGAUCGAUUUUUGAUUACCUACAUCCACAACUUACGUAGUGAACAGAUACCAACACUCCUGAAUGCUUUGGAUAUAAUAGCUAGUCAAGCAGGUCAGACAGAAGGUUGGAUCUGGGAUUUACCAAGUACUGAUUCGUCCGAACAGCUAAUAGAAGCAUGGAAGAGUGUGGGUAAAGAGAGAGAAGUAACAUCUGGGAGGAGGAACGAGAUUGAUGGGCAUUUAUUGGGAGUGGCAUGGUACGGUGAUGUAAAUGACGAAGCGGAAUUGGUAGAAGGUCAAAUGUGGACUUGGUGUUAA